UGUACAAGACUUUCGUGACGUAAAAGUUUCAGAAGGAGCAAGCCCCCUAGCGCGUUAYACUUUCGCUUUCGCUUUAGUCUUCAAAGUGUGAUCAAAGAAUGGAUUCUUCUCAAGGACAAUCCAAUUAUAAUCAAGAAGAAAAGAUAGAAUGUCGAAGGAGACUUAUUGAACAAGCCGUAAAAUCCCUCACAAAAACAACAGAAAGAAAAACCUCGACUUGUGUUAAUCGCGAUCAUGUUCGAAAAGCGUGGGAAGAAUUUCACGGAAGUGGGGCAUCAUCUUCCUUCAACGAACAAGAAGUUACUGAGAUCGAAAACGAAAUCAAAGACUGGGAAGCUUUCCACAAAAGUAACUUUCAAGAAAAGAAACCUUCAGACCUUSAUGUGUGUUAUCUAGCAGGAGACAACCCCUUAAAUGACUUCAAUGUUUUUGUUGAGAAUGGCGUCCUUCCUCAGAAUAUGUGGGCGAUCGAGAAAGAUGCUAAUGUAUUAAAAAAAGCCUUGGAGAAUAUCAAUCAAUCCCAGAAAAUGCCAAAGGUUUUCAAAGGAAAUUUACUUGACUUUCUACGUGAUUUUGAACAAAAGUUUGAUAUCAUAUACUUCGAUGCUUGUGGUACACUGCCAUCUGAAAAACAGGAAACAUUGAAGGUCAUCGGCUAUGUCUUUCUCUACAACAAGCUAACAUCACCAGGUGCUUUGAUCACGACCUUUUCGUUCCCUCCCAAGCAGACUGAAGGAGCUGCUCACGACCCCGAAAGGGAACAUUUAAGGGAAUUAUCAAUAGAAUAUUUGAAGCACAGGCUUGUAAACACCUCCGUUGCACAUAAGAUUCCUCAUCAAAAUGAAGAGUUACUUAAAGGGAGAACUGACGAGGAAAAUUACAGCGAGUAUAUUUUUUAUCAAAUUCUUGACACAGCUUACAUGUAUAUUCCCGCUCACAGAAUGCUUAACUCUAAGAAGAAUUCCUUAUUGGAACAAAGUUUUGUGAAGAAAAGGGACUUAUUUAAAGCUAUAGAGGAAUUAUUACCGACAGUUAUGGAUAAAGAUCUAGAGUCAGCUAAACAUGCACUAUUGAUAGAUUUGAGGGGAAAAUCUAAGUCAAUUCUAAAGCUUUUAGAAGAUUUAGAUAAACUGAAUGAAAAGCUACAAGACAAGCAAAGAGACAUCAGACUACUAGGAGAGCUGAAUGGGAUACAGACUCUCUAUCAUUUAUUAAUGAAGGCAUUUGCAACUAGAGAAGCAAGGCUUGAAGAAAUAUUGCUGCAAGCUAUUAGAGAAGUGAAAAGUAUGUUGAUACAACUACAAAAAGAAAAAGACCAGUUAAACCGAUUAGUGAAAAAAAGGACAUCAACAUUAGAGCAGAUAGACCAACUGAAUCAAGAGAAGCAUGAAAUCGUCCAAGACUUAUCAGUCCAUGAAGCUCAACCUCCAAGAUACUUAGGAAAACUAGGACACAGUCUACAUGUACAAUCAUCCAGUAAUCCUUUCUGCAAAACAUGGGCUAAGGAAGUAUUCCCAGACUGCGGGGGGGAUUUAAAGAAGAUUUUGUUGUUGUUGAUGAUCCAUCUCUUGACAAAUUGGAUUGCUUUAAUAGACAAGUGUUCCAAUGAAGAUUUUAAAAACUGUCUGGGACCACUCAUACAAUCUCUUGGUGAAGAUGGAGAAGAUAGCACAUCUCGUCAAUUUCUUGAUGUGUCAAACAAAGAUGUUACUACACAAAUGAUAGCUUCACUACUUUAUGGUCAAAUGGCACAUCCAUCAUUUCCUGUAUUAGAAAAGCUUUUAAGAUUAGCGUACACUGCCAAAAAGAGACAAAUGUUUUCAAAUCUCUUUAUCUUUGACAAUUGUCGCUAUGUCUAUGGUUAUUUUCCUACUGUGCACACCUCUACUAAUGUCACUUCACCACACAAGCAAAUGGUGUUCAAAAUGGCUGUGGAUGGCUUGCGAAAACACCUUAAAAACAUUUGUGACGAAGACGUCUUUAAGUUUUGCGAGGUAGUGCAAAUGCAAGGAAGGGUUCCAUUGAUUCCAGAGAUUGAAAAAAUAUCUUUCAGGGAUGAUGAUGUUCUGCAUGACAGGGAUGUUGAUGAACUACAUGACAGGGAUGAUGAUGUUCUGCAUGACAGGGAUGUUGAUGAACUACAUGAGAGCGACAAUGAUGACCUGCAUGAUAGCAAUGAUGAUGACCUGCAUGACAGCGACAUAUUGGCCGUGUAAUAUUCUGUUUAUUAUAUUAUAUUACACUCGACAAAAUUACUGGAUUCUGUUUGGACAAGAGGAGUACAAUGAAAUCCCAAAUUGUACUCUGUAGAGUACCAAUUAARUUGCUCAAUUUUGGUGAGUGUAUGAUAAACAAUAAAUUACACAUUCUUCUCAUUCAAUAGACCCUUUUCGAAUUCCAAAUCUCCGCUGUG
Actinia tenebrosa (Australian red waratah sea anemone) is the source of this 2413-nucleotide messenger RNA. RefSeq lists its product as uncharacterized. The record is from RefSeq and is a predicted model, not a curated record. Lineage: Eukaryota; Metazoa; Cnidaria; Anthozoa; Actiniaria; Actiniidae.